This is a messenger RNA of Lutzomyia longipalpis, 315 nucleotides long. RefSeq lists its product as uncharacterized. The coding region runs from base 1 to 315 and encodes 104 amino acids. The record is from RefSeq and is a predicted model, not a curated record. Lineage: Eukaryota; Metazoa; Arthropoda; Insecta; Diptera; Psychodidae. The transcript has a single exon.
AUGCUCUCCGUGGAGGAGAUCCUCGAGGAUAUGGAGACAUUUAGGGCGGAGAAACUUGAAAAUCCCGACGUGAGACGACUACAGGAGCCCGAAAGUACAUCCCUGGAGGAAUGGUGGAAGCUCUUUGAGACAUUUCAGCGAGAUGUGGAGCACAUGAAGGACAUCAGAGUACGCCUGGAGGAACUCAAGACGCACCUCCGGGAGAAAAGUAAAAAAAUCCGGGAGCAGUCGAAUGAGAUUCACGAAGAGAUUGAGAAGAAUCUGGAGGAAAUUUCGCUGUUUGAGGAGGAAAUCAAAAUGCGCUCACAGAGCUAA